AUGAGUUUAAUAUCAGAAGAGUUAACUUUGAUCAACAAUUCUGUGAGUUGUGUAACCACCUCCUGGCACUACGUGGCAGUAACAAGCGUCAUUGCGCUGAAGUGGUCAAAUUACGUACAGGCCAUAGAAGAAGAGACAAGCCUUUUGUCCAAUCAGAGGCUACGUCCUUACGUGCAACGCGCAGGCGCUGUCAAGCAGGUAUUUCAUGUGUUCUACGUCGUGUCCGGUGGAGGUCAUAGACAUCUGCGUAAUUCUGAGGUGAGUUAAAGAUUUUGUGAUUAAGUGACACGGGAGAUGCCUUAUUUUACAAAUAAGCACGUGUGUGGUGACUAUUCAACAUAAAAUGAGACAUAUGAGGUUGUUUAUGUCUGUUUGUGACGGUUAAUGAAGAGAGUUUGAUGGGGUGAGCACGAGCAGCCUGUUUGCAUGUUUCCACGGCUAACAUGCCUGUUCUUACCCGGCGUGCCGUUUCGUUAUCCACACACACGCAAUAAUGUGUUUUAACAUGUUUUACGCAGGAUUUUACUCUCGGGCACCAAAACAGUCCAACUUUAGUUGAUCGAGCUCGACAGCUGCCUCAGUCUGUGAAGCUAAUGUUAGCUAGGGUGCUACCUUAGUUCAGCCCCACAGCCUUGGCAUCUCAGCUUAAGGCCAAUGCCAUUUAUUACUGGGUGGAAGGAUUAAGACUUUCUAAGUACCGUCAAUAACAUUCAAAUGGUCUCCUUGUGUAGGAUUAAUCUCGAUAAUGUCAUCUAAUUGUAUGAACCUGUUUACUGCCCGUAGAUUGCUGUCAUGGCCAAGCUGUUUGAGUCUAUUGGAAAGUUGGGAUUGGCCCUGGCCAUAGGUGGAGGUGUUGUUAAUUCUGCACUUUUCAACGGUAAGUUCUGUUUCAGUGAAAACCGAACAUCACAUUACUUACAGAAGACUAAAGUAAUCCCUGACCUUGAAUCCCUGAAUUGAACUCUGCAGCUGAAGACUUCUGAGCAUCACAGAGUCACACCUAAAAAAACAUCUGCCAGCCUACUGGGCUACUAAACGUUAUUUUUGUCACAGCCAUCCCAAGACACAUCACUGUGAUUUAUCGUCAUCACAUUCAGUGGCAGCAUAUUCUAAACAGUACCAUGUGUUUGAAAUGAAUACUGUAUCUGAGAGCAGCUUAACAGAGCACACGCAGGAAAACAAAAAGUAAAUAGAUGUAGGACUUAGAAUUACAUUGGCAGCCUAAGGGAGAAUUCAACCAACAGAAAACAAAUAAUGACCACAUAAAUAUAAAACAUUUAGAAAUACUUAAUAAUGAUGAAGGCAUGAUAAAUUGUAAGCAACUUUAGCAGACAUAAAGAAAUUAAAGUUAAUUGGCCAAUGAAACAAAGUCAAUGCAUCAGAGACAAUGUGAUGUGCUUUGAUUUCCAUGUUUGUUCAGUUAUUUUAAUAUCAUUGUACUAACUGACACAUUUACUACUCUCUGCUAAUCACAUGCAUUACUGCACUUAUCAAUAUUAUUUUGGGAAACUGUAAGCAUAUGCUGAUGUCUUGUUCUUUUUAUAAAAUACAGUGUGUUUCAUAUCACUGAGUCUGAAAUUGUCAAACCAUACAUUUCUUUUCUAAUAUGUGUAGAAUAAACCCAAUCACUUCUUUUGAAGCACUCUGCUAUUCUGGAUCAAAUUCACUUUGUUAAACAAGUUAGGGAUAUCUGGAAAACAAUGCCUGUGGUUAAAAACUUUACAGACCUCUGACACAAGACUAACUCUCCUCUUUGCUACAGUUGAUGCAGGGCACCGGGCUGUGAUAUUUGACCGCUUUAGAGGAGUGCAAGAUGCAGUUGUUGGCGAAGGAACCCACUUUCUCAUUCCCUGGGUUCAGAAACCUAUCAUCUUUGAUUGCCGCUCCCGUCCACGCAAUGUGCCUGUCAUCACAGGCAGUAAAGGUAUUUCAGUUAUCUCUAUGAAGUGCUAUGAUGCUGCUGUCACUCUGGGUCAUACAUAAUCUGUGUCUCUUCUCUUAAAGGGAAAUUUAAUAUAUUCCCUGUCAGUGCAACUAAUCUUUUAGGAACUUUGUAAUUAUGUGGAGAACAUAAGUAGACAUGGUUUACAUCCAAGCAUAUUUAUGCUGUAUGACGGGUUUUUUUAUAUCCACAAUCUGAACAAAUACCACAUAGGAAAUGAGAUUUCUCUACAGAGAGAAGACACUGGUGAAAGUUAUAACUGCUACCUAUACUUAAAGGUGUAGAGAAUAUAUGUUGUAAAAUUUUAAAUUUUUUUUUCAUUCCUUCUGCAGAUCUGCAGAAUGUAAACAUCACAUUGCGUAUCCUCUUCCGGCCGGUGACCGGCCAGCUGCCACGCAUCUUCACCAGUAUUGGUGAAGACUACGAUGAAAGGGUGUUGCCAUCCAUCACCACAGAGGUGCUCAAGUCCGUAGUGGUGAGUGUCAUUUGAUUGGAGGGAAGAUAAAUAAGUGAUAAUGAGUUGACCGAUUCAUUUACCAUGCCGUGUGUCUCUCUCUUCUCUCUAGGCUCGUUUUGAUGCUGGUGAGCUCAUCACCCAGAGGGAACUUGUAUCUCGGCAGGUUAGUGAGGACCUCACAGAGAGAGCCUCCACCUUCGGCCUCAUUUUAGAUGAUGUUUCGCUGGUAUGUAUUUUCUUGAAAAUUUUCAGCAUUGACCACGCUGUCUUUUCAGAAAGAUAUGAACUUUUAAUAACAAUGUUUUCCCUUUUAUGCUUGCAGACACAUUUGACAUUUGGAAAGGAGUUCACAGAAGCUGUUGAGAUGAAGCAGGUGGCCCAGCAGGAGGCUGAGAGAGCCCGCUUUGUCGUAGAAAAGGUAUUUCUCCCACAUAGGUUGUCCAGAUUAACGCCUUCCGAGGUCUUUGAUAAAAUUACAAGUAGAAGACUGUGUGAAGUCAUGCAGCUUAAAUAAUCUUUUGUGCUUUUAGGCAGAGCAACAGAAACAAGCAGCGAUCAUCUCAGCAGAGGGUGAUUCUCAGGCUGCCUUACUCAUUGCCAACUCCCUGAUGGAAGCUGGAGAUGGUCUGGUCGAGCUUCGUAAACUGGAGGCAGCUGAGGAUAUUGCUUUCCAGCUCUCGCGCUCCCGUAACGUCACUUACCUGCCCUCAGGACAGGGCACAUUGCUACAGUUGCCACAGUGAUAAGAUCUCACCUUAUGUCCAUUCUGCUCUUGCUGUCUCCUGCCUUCGCAUGGGCCAUGGAAGGGGUGGUUGGAGUUAAUAUAGGACUUCUAACUUAACACACAUUCCUUCCACUCUUUCUCGUCCCAUCUGUGGACUGGGCUCCUCUAACAGCAGCAUGGUGGGAGACGAAGAGAUUUAUGAAGUCCACUAAUGUGCAAAGAAGUGGAAGGCAACACAUACACAUAUAUAGCUCUUUGUUUUGGAAUUAAUUGAAGAUGCAGUAAAUUCUCUUAAGAUAUGUCUUUGCCAUGUUGUUUAAGAUUCACAGCAGUGCAUGUAAUGAAAGCAAGAUUUAGUUUUCAUUAUCCAAGGAAAGUCAAGGAAUUCCUUCAAGAGAGAAGAGGAUCAAUUGCUUAUAAUAACUGUCAUUACUCAGCUUUGAUUAUUGGCUCAAACAGUUUCACCAAAUUGUAUCACCUAUAUUCAAUCCGGAAUGAUAUGCUCUCUGAAGUAUUUAAUGACAUAAUUGAGAAGAAGUGGUUGGUUCUUUGACUGUGCUCUGAAGGGAAAGAAAGUUUAAAUUAAUUGAAAAUCUGCUUUAUAGCUAAGAAGUUCCUCUUUCUCUAUUACCACCCCUGAUUGGUAGGAAUGUGCCUGUCAGAUAGUAGAGGAUGUUCCUUCAUUCUUUACAGUUGUUCGCUGUGUCUUUAGUGUCUGUGUGGAGCAAAUGUAUGCCCCAUGUUUCGGAAAUGGCUGAACUUCAAUUAAAAAAAAUCAUCUUUCUAAUUC
This is a messenger RNA of Xyrichtys novacula (pearly razorfish), 3913 nucleotides long. The record is from the annotation of a GenBank genome assembly. Lineage: Eukaryota; Metazoa; Chordata; Actinopteri; Labriformes; Labridae.